UAAGACAUGCAGCAGCAGAAUAAGACAGAAAAACCUGCAUUUGUAUUUUAUUCUUUGAAGAAAGUCAAACUGUAGAGGAUGAGAUGACUCCGUGGCAAGUUCUUCGUUCAGGCAGAGCUUCCCAGGUGGCUCUGGGUUACCGUUUUCAUCAUGGACCCGGGGUCUCGGUGCAUUACAGCACAGCUGCUGCAGCUCAUGCAGCUCAUGCAGCUGCAGACAGCAGCAGGAGCUUCUGUUUGUCCAGAGAGAAACUCACCCUGCAGCAGCUGAACGGGAGGCUGGCGUCGUACCUGCAGCAGGUUCAGUGUCUUGAAGCAGCCAAUCAGAGGCUGGAGCGUCAGAUCCAGGAGGAGCUGGACAGAAAGUGUCCCAGAGACCUGAGAGAGCUGGACGGACACCUGAGGACAGUGUCCCUGCUGCAGGACCAGAUCAAUGACUGUCUCUCGGCCCAGGCUCAGGUGAAGCUGCUGCUGCUCGGUGCAGAGCUCACCAUCUUUGACUUCAACACCAGGUGUGAAAAGGAGCGUGAGCAUCGUGGCCGCCUGGAGGCGGAGCUCAGCAACCUGAGGCUGCUGGAGGAGGAGCUAAGGGUCCACAAACUGCCGGAGCUGCAGAGUCUGCUGAGGGAUCAAACAGGACAGCUGAUGGAGCUGCAGAGACAACACCAACAGGAUCGGCAGGGUCUCCUGGCCCAGGUGUCAGGGGCCGUCACUGUAGAGAUGCAGAGAGCUGAAUCAUCAGACCUGAUCCAGCAGCUGGACGACCUGAGACAGGCAAGCGUGAUGGUGCUCGACAAGAACCAGAACGAGCACUGGUUCAACUCCCAGGUGUCUGUGUUGGGUUCUCCGGAGGUGACCUUUGACCCUGCAGAAGUCGUCCAGGCCGAGCUGGUGGAGCUGAGGAGAACAGCAGCCGGUCUGGAGGAAGAGCUGACACAGCUGCAGACCCUGAACAUCCUGUUGGAGGACUCUGGUCAGGAGCAGGCUGAGUCCUUCGUCCUGCAGCUGGUGGUCCUGCAGCAGAGAGCAGACGGUCUGUGCAGAGACUUGGACUCAGCACUACAGGCUGCAGCUCAACAGGCUGCAGACCAUCACGUCCUGCUGGACAUCAAGAACAAGCUGGAGACUGAGAUACUAGACUACAAGAGGCUGCUGGACGGACUGAGUCGAGAGGGGUACGAAGACCUUUUCAGUGUUUGA
This is a messenger RNA of Seriola dumerili (greater amberjack), 1199 nucleotides long. Its product is annotated as keratin, type I cytoskeletal 50 kDa-like. The record is from RefSeq and is a predicted model, not a curated record. The coding region runs from base 84 to 1199 and encodes 371 amino acids. The transcript has 7 exons. Lineage: Eukaryota; Metazoa; Chordata; Actinopteri; Carangiformes; Carangidae. Gene Ontology annotation, molecular function: structural molecule activity.